AUGUCCACAGGAACACCACUUUUCCAUUAUUCCACGGUGCAUGAGCCUAGUCCUAUACUGAAAUUAGCUUUGCAUAAUGCGUUAUUCGACUCGUACUCCUACAGUCAGAUCGUGAAUGCCGUGGAAACCGCAUACAACGGGACACCAGUUGUGACAUCCCCGUUUGUCCCUUUCAUUAAGUACCUUCUAAACUUGGAUAUAUUGGCCGCAAGAUCAUUUUGGGCAAAUGAGUUUGCCGAUUUGGCAGCAAUUCCGUUUCCAGCCAAUGUUCCCCUAGGCCAUAUUCCCCGGAAAGUCGAGCGGUAUGUCCAUAGCUUUUGUCUUCACAGAUGCAACGAGCAUGAAAUAACUCUCUCGACUACAUGCCGCCUCGCAUGGGCCCUCGUAGUGGCCCGCUAUACAAGAUCAUUGGAUGUCAUUUUUGGGGUAACCGUAACGGGUCGCAACAGCUCCGAAAUAGCUGGCAUUGUCGGGCCUACGAUCACCACGUUUCCCCUACGCAUCUCUAUCCAAAGUGGCGAGAAAGUUCAUACUCAAUUGAUUCGUCUACAAAAGCAUGCACUAGACAUGAUGCCUUACGAGCAUUUUGGGAUUCACAAAAUGCGACAAUGCGGUUCUGAAGCCGUCAGUGCUAGCCAGUUCCAAAGCUUGCUCAUUGUCCAGCCAACAAGGACGCAUCUGCCCAAAGCACGUUCUCAUAGCCUACUGGAACUUACGGAAAAAGACACAUUGGAACAACGGAUUGACGCUAGUUUGGCGACCCAAGUUCUUACGAUUAUAUGCGAAUACGCAGAGGACACUAUGAAAUUACGGGGUGUUUUCGAUCCUGAAGUAGUCCCUCCCGACAAAGUCAAAGGAUACCUGCAUCAGAUGAGCAGAUUUGUGAACAUGAUCCUUAGUUCGUCAUCAGAUACUGUGGGGGGUUUACUGCAGAAGGCCACCGAAUACAUCGACCCUGGGGACCUGAAUGAGGAACGCCAAAUACUUGAUGAAAUAGAACGAACGGCUCAAACGCUUCUGGGGCAAAACAUUCCGCUGAGGGCAGAAUGGGCUAUUCCUAUCGAUACAAACACACCAAAACUAGCCUUAUUUGUCGGGUUUGAUGGCGGCUCAGGUGUUAACCCUUCGUGUGUCUUCAAGCUCCCGGACAAUGAUACUAGGGCCCGCUUGCAUCAGGCUAUGGCACAGCUUCAAAGCACUCUCUCGGAUGCAGUGAUGCCCUCUAUAUGCCUUCCAGUACAUGUAUCACAUGAGUCAAUUGGCUUCUCCAGCAGAGCUGAUUUGCAGAAGGAAGCAUCAAAGCUGCCGUUGGAAACUUUGGAAUCAUACAUGUCUCCUCAGGGACCCAGUAUCGUCAUGGAAAAAUUCAUCUCCAACAUACAAGGUUACGUCGCAUAA
Molecule: messenger RNA, 1398 nt
Organism: Aspergillus welwitschiae
Lineage: Eukaryota; Fungi; Ascomycota; Eurotiomycetes; Eurotiales; Aspergillaceae
Exons: 1
Coding region: 1-1398 (465 amino acids)
Biological process (GO): secondary metabolite biosynthetic process; amino acid activation for nonribosomal peptide biosynthetic process
Cellular component (GO): cytoplasm
Molecular function (GO): catalytic activity; phosphopantetheine binding
Source: RefSeq, a predicted model, not a curated record